Magallana angulata is the source of this 4299-nucleotide messenger RNA. Its product is annotated as cytosolic phospholipase A2-like. Gene Ontology annotation, molecular function: calcium ion binding; calcium-dependent phospholipid binding. The coding region runs from base 664 to 2994 and encodes 776 amino acids. The record is from RefSeq and is a predicted model, not a curated record. The transcript has 17 exons. Lineage: Eukaryota; Metazoa; Mollusca; Bivalvia; Ostreida; Ostreidae. Gene Ontology annotation, cellular component: cytosol. Gene Ontology annotation, biological process: glycerophospholipid catabolic process.
UAUCAGGUAAACUGUUGAAUUUAAUGUAACCAAUAUGGACCAUGGAAUUAAAUAUAUUCAAGCUUUUUAUGUUUUGAUGUGUAUAGAUCAAUCAUUUAUUUUUUGCAUGCCAUAGGGGUUGAACAACAAAAUGAAUAAUUAUACUCAGUAUAUCUUUUAAAUUUCAAUUCCCCGCCUAUGCCUGAAAAGCUGAAGUUAUCAGAUUCAGUUUGUGACUGACUGAGUCAAGUUGGAGAAAGUCCUCAUACAGCCCUAAGGUUGUAUUGUAUAAUGUAAAAGCAUGGAAGAUAGAUUACUGCAAGUUUAAUUCAGAGAUCUGUAGAUGUGUAUUGGGACAUCUGUGUGUUAAUCCAUCGCCCUUGCUAAAGGAAUUCAUUCUUAAAAGUACUGACUCUGGCAGUUCCGGUAGUUCCGGUGUACUUAUCUGAUUUUUUACGAAAUACUAAUCUGGAAAGGGGAUGUUUCCUGUUUAUAAGAAGCGUUAAAGAACUUAAUGGAAUAACUUCCUUAUAUCCUAUCAUUCAGCAGGAUUGUUUUUCUAUAUCAACAAGCUAGGAAUAUGUAUGUACCGGUAUAGAUGGUACGUUGCAAACUGCACGGAUAUAAAAAUACCUACGACUUACUCCACCGGUGAGGACCUCCCAUUUAUUACCAAACUCAGAGAUGAACAACAACGAUUUCGACCCAUUUCAGGUAUUCCAGGUGACCCAUGACCCCUGUGCCGUUCUGUAUGUCCGAGUGGUGCGUGGAAUCCAGAUCACAAAAGGCUAUUACAAAGACAUGUUGGACACCCCUGAUCCAUAUGUAGUCUUGAUGGUGCAAGGGGCCCCUAACUGUUACCAGAGAACCAAUGCUUUUGACAACAACACAGACCCAGAGUGGAACGAGACAUUCAAAUUUUACCUCAAUCCAAAGAUACCUUCAGAAAUAGAGGUGACUUUAAUGGAUGCUAACUAUACAAUUGAUGAAAAGCUUGGACAACCUCAAAAAAUAGCAUUAACCAGUUUGCCCUAUUCUAAAGAAGAAAUGACACUUCAAUUCAAUGAGACAUCAAAAGUGGUAAUUGAGAUGUGGGCACACCACAAAUGUGAACCUCAACUAAGAUUUAGUUUAGCACUCUGCGGUGACGAGAGGGCAUUUGCAGAGAGGAGGAGGAAAAAGGUCUUUGAAGCCAUGAAGAACAUAUUGGGUGAAGAUGCGCCCACAAAAGAGAGAGAUGUCCCCAACAUUGGGGUGAUAGGAUCUGGAGGGGGGUUCAGAGCUAUGACCGCCUACAGUGGAGUAUUCACAGCCCUAGUGGACAGUCACAUUUUAGACAUGACCACUUAUGUCGGAGGACUUUCAGGAUCUGCAUGGUAUUUGUCUCAGCUUUACUCUCACCCAGACUGGCCACAGAAAACACCGGGGGAACUCCGAGAGGAGCUAGGUAGAAAUAUAGAACACAGUCCUUUUUGGCUGCUGAAACCACAAAGUCUGUACACUUAUGUCUCCAGAAUUGUCCAGAAGAGGCGCCAGGGACAGCCGGUCAGCUUCACAGAUUUCUUUGGGUGCCUAGUGGGGGACACAAUCCUCAAAAACAGAUUAGAGUCAAAGUUAACUGAUCAGCAGGAUAUUUUGAAGAAGGCCGAAGUUCCUAUGCCACUGUAUACUUGCCUACAUGUCAAAAAAAAUGUUUCCGCUGAAGUCUUUCAUGAAUGGAUGGAGUUUACUCCUUAUGAGAUAGGCCUUCCAAAAUAUGGAACAUUUAUGAAAUCUCAGCUCUUUGGAAGCAAGUUUUUUAUGGGACAGUUAGUAAAACAGUAUGAGGAGCCACCCCUCCAUUUCUUACAAGGUGUAUGGGGAAGUGCCUUCUGUAUACAGAUCUCUAGGUUGUUACGGGAUGACAAGAAAGCCGCCUGUGAGCAAGACAUAUCAGAUGAUGUAGAACAGGAGCGGGAAGAAAUGGUGAAAGAACUGGCGAAUGAUUUGUCAACACAAUCUGACGAAGAAAGUGACUCAAGUGAAUCUGACAGUGAUGAAAAUGAAGCAGAAAAAAAACACAUAUUGAAACCAAAGAAAGCCUUGAGAAUCAGCAGCAGAAAAAAGACAACCAGCAGACCUUCCUUCUGGAAAGACAUGUUCAAGAACCUCUACCAAAGCAGUCAUUUCAUGAAAUCCAUUGAAGGCCGAGCGGCCAAGGUCCACAGCUUCAUGCGAGGCCUGUCCAUGUCUCAUUGCUACCCCUUCUCACCAUUCGCAGACCCAAGUAGUCCAGCCUUUGAUGAUCUUGAUGCAUCUUUCAGUGGUGCAAACCCCUUUUCCAAGAUCUUUGAGAUGUACCCGACCUCCAUGAAGAAGCUGUAUGUGGUUGAUGGGGGUCUGACCUUUAACUCGCCCUUCCCCCUCGUUCUGCGGCCCCAGAGGGAGGUGGACCUGAUACUGUCCUUUGAUUUCAGUGCUCGCCCCAGUGACACUGCCCUCCCCUUUAAGGAAAUAUUGUUAGCUCAGCAAUGGGCCAAUCUGAAUAAAGUGCCAUUUCCAAAGAUUGAUCAGAACAUUGUGAAUGUUGAGGGUCGCAAGGAAUGCUACGUGUUUGAGGACCCAGAGGAUCCCAAAUGUCCAGUGGUCUUACACUUUGUGUUAGCCAACAUCAGAUUCAGAGAUGAGAUUAAACCAGGUGUUCCCAGAACAACAGAUGAAGAAAAAGAAUUUGCAGACUUUGAUAUUUUUGACGAUCCGCAAAGACCAUAUUCAACAUUCAAUUUCAAAUACCCCAAGAAAUCCUUUGAGAGACUGUCUAAACUGACCGAGUACAACACGCUGUUGUACACAGAUCUUAUCAAAGGAAAAAUCAAGCAGUGCAUUCAGAGGAGACAGAAACACUACAGUGAUAUCAAACGCCCCAUCGGACUGAGCGACAUUAAAAAACUGCCCAUAAACAGGGAACACUCUGUGAAUUUGGAGCACUAUGUGGAAUCAUUCGAUGAUGGUCUCUAUGAUGAGAUGAAUAAGUAGAAAGCCAGACUGAUUCAGCCGUGUUGUUUCAUACCCCCGUACCCUGUGGGGGGCUACUUCUACUUCCAUUUAAUUGUCUGUGUGUUUGUGGCUUCUUUGAGUUCUUUUUUUUGGUGACCAUGCAAGACCAGAGAUAUGUUGAACUGAGCUUCGCAAACAGGCCUUAGAUGAUUUGUGUGGUCAGUACGUGAACAAUGUAUUUCUGCUGUUGUAAUUCACACUUGUAAAAUGUGGGGAAUGUUUUGUUUUUUAUCCAUUAAUAAUUUCUGUGUACUUGAUCAUAUCAAUUAUCACUCAGAGAGAGAGAGAUAUAUAUUAAGUAGACAAAAUAGAAAAGGCUAAUUAUUAUAUAAAGAUACAUGUACUUACAUUUAUUUUUGUGUGUGCAAUAAUCUUCUUAAAAUCAUGUCUUUUGAAAUUGGCUUUGUUGCAUCAAGUUGCAGAUAUCAUUAAUAAAAACUACAAUUGGAGAAAAAUGUGUAACUUACAUUAGAUUCCAAAUACAUGUACAUGUAUAAAGUCUUUUAAAUCUUAAUCAAUGAGAGCAAGUAUUUUUGACUUCUCUUAUAUUUUAUUUAAAAGUACCAUACAGUAAAACACAGUUAUAGCGAUCACGCUUAUAAUGAAUUGACGCUUACAGCGAAGUGAAUUUCAUUCCCAAAGUCUCUAUUUCAUGUUGUAAACUUGAUGGAUAUAACAAAUUACGCUUAUAAUGAAGUUAAAUUCCCUGUCCCUGGGACUUUGUUAUAAGCGUGUUUUACUGUAUUUCAUUCAAGUACUGAUACUCUGGUAAAUCAUUUGUCUAGAAUUCUUAUAUUUUUACUCCACAUUGUUUAAAUUGUAUGCUGUUUCAACAAAAUCCUGUUUACAUGUACCAGUGUAAUUGAUGACCUAAUGAGUACCAGACCGUACCUGGGUAUUUAACAAUUUGUUAAAUAUAUAUAUAUAUAUUCCAGUUUCUAUGAUGAAAAAAAGGAAACAAGUUUUAUGACAUUUAUUUUAGUAAUUACUAAAAUACUCGCAUUUCCUCAAAAAUGAUUUUUAAUUUACAUACUGAUUUAAAUCAAUCUCUUAUGUUGUGUUUUGUGUGUUAGCUUUUAAUUUCACAAUUUUCAAAUGAGUUAAGAAUUUGAUACCCAAUUUUUGUUUUAAGAAUAAGUUUUAUUGCUUGAAAUCUAUACCCAACAUUGCCACAAUGGGGUUUUUUAUUCAAGAAAAUCUAGUCAGAAUGAGUCAUUGGAAUAUUUGUCCAACAGUAAGUUUUUACAUGCUUGCUCAGGUGAAAUAAAAGUAUAAUUUUACAAA